Messenger RNA from Oldenlandia corymbosa var. corymbosa, 950 nucleotides. Lineage: Eukaryota; Viridiplantae; Streptophyta; Magnoliopsida; Gentianales; Rubiaceae. The record is from the annotation of a GenBank genome assembly.
GAAAUGUUCACGUAUAUGUUCCCCCAAGUGUCCAAAGCUCCUUGUAUAUAUACAUGAGGAGAAUAUGUUAUUAGUUUACAUGCAAUUUACGAGAGUAAAGAGUUUCAAUAGUUUUAAUCCAUCAUCAAGGGAAAAAAAAAAAAAAAGCAUGGGGAGUAUUGUGGUUGGAGUAAUGGUAAUGGUGGUAGUAAUGUUGGGAAUGCUGAGCAAAGAAGCCAUGGCCACCCAACAUGUUGUGGGAGGAAGUCAAGGCUGGGAUGAAUCCACCGACUUCAAAUCUUGGGCUUCCUCCCAGACAUUCAAGGUUGGAGAUCAACUUGUGUUCAAGUACACAACGGGGCUGCACAGCGUGGUAGAACUUGCGGGGGAGAGCGCGUACAAGAGCUGCGACACCAGUACGGCGUUAGACUCCAAGAGCGGCGGCAACGACGUCAUCAAGCUGACCAAGCCCGGUACCCGCUACUUUGCCUGCGGGACCGCCGGUCACUGCGGCCAGGGAAUGAAGGUUAAGAUCACCACCGUGGCUGCUUCUUCUACCGAUACGCCGUCUUCUUCUUCUUCUUCUUCCUCAUCAUCCACCACCUCCACGGAGGCCGCUUCUUCUCCGGCAAACAGAGUUGAAGUUUUUGUUGCUCCAUUAUUGUUGGUUCUGGCCUUCCGUUUCUUCGCUCGAGUUUAGUCUAAAUUAACGAGUGUUGAUGUUGAGACCACAUAUAUAUUUAGGUAUCCCCGACGGAGUGAGAAAUUUCGAUUUAUUUUCCUCCUUAAGAGUUUGUUUCAUGAGCUAUAUAUGUUGGUUAUAUUUUACAUUUUCAAAUUGCAACCCUUUGAUGUUUUUAACAUAUUUGUUAACAAAUUAACACAUUUUAACCUAUAAUAAUCUGUUUAUAUCAUUAUAUGGAUUCCACCUCACUGGACAAACACACACGCACAUACAAUGAGAAUUCCAA